Molecule: messenger RNA, 1533 nt
Organism: Indicator indicator
Lineage: Eukaryota; Metazoa; Chordata; Aves; Piciformes; Indicatoridae
Product: keratin, type II cytoskeletal 4-like
Exons: 13
Coding region: 1-1533 (510 amino acids)
Biological process (GO): keratinization; intermediate filament organization
Cellular component (GO): keratin filament
Molecular function (GO): structural constituent of skin epidermis
Source: RefSeq, a predicted model, not a curated record
AUGCAGACGAUCUCCCUCGCCACUCUUGCUCGCAAGCUAAAGAGCGCCACCCCUCCCAGCUUUCCCUCGACUGGGGGUCUCCUCAGAAUAGAGGCCGAGAAGUGUUGUUCCACGCGUAGAUUUGGCGUGGAACCUGCGGGUCUCUCCGAGGCCGAGUUUGAUUUGCGAGUGAGUGACGAUAAGUCAUGGCUGACGCGGAUAGGAAGAUGGGCUGGCUUUGGUGGGGGCUUUGGGGGUGGGUUUGAGGGGCAAGGCUUCCCCUCCUGCCCACCGGGGGGCAUCAGGGAGGUGACCAUCAACCAGAGCCUGCUGGCCCCACUCAACCUCCAGAUAGACCCCGAGAUCCAGAGGGUGAGGACGCAGGAGACGGAGGAGAUCAAGCAGCUCAACAACAAAUUCGCCUCCUUCAUCGACAAGGUCAGGUUCCUUGAGCAGCAGAACCGAAUCCUGGAGACCAAGUGGAAGCUCCUUCAGGAGCAAGGUGGCACAGUGACAGGUGGCAGGAGCCUUGACCCCUUCUUUGAGACCUACAUCAGUGGGCUGAGGAAGCAGCUGGAUUGUCUCUCUGGUGAGAAGGUCACCCUGGAGUCAGAGCUGAAGAACUUCCAAGAUAUGGUGGAAGACUUCAAGACCAAGUACGAGGAGGAAAUCAACAAGAGGACAGCAGCAGAGAACGACUUUGUGCUCCUCAAGAAGGACGUGGAUGGAGUCUACAUGGCCAAGGUGGAGCUUCAGGCCAAGCUGGACUCCCUGGCAGAUGAGAUCAACUUCCUGAGGUGUCUUUAUGAAGCAGAGCUGGACCAGAUGCAGAAGACAGUUUCUGACACCUCUGUGGUCCUCUCCAUGGACAACAACCGAAGCCUGGACCUGGACAGCAUCAUUGCAGAGGUCAAAGCCCAGUACGAGGAGAUUGCCACCAAGAGCAGAAUGGAGGCAGAGUCCUGGUACCGAUCCAAGUAUGAAGAGCUGCAGGCCACUGCUGGCAAACAUGGAGACAGCCUGAGGGACACCAAGGUGGAGAUCUCGGAGCUCAAUCGCAUGAUCCAGAGGAUCCGAGCGGAGAUCGAGAGUGUGAAGAAGCAGGCUCUGCAGACCUCCAUCGCCGACGCCGAGCAGCGCGGGGAGGUGGCCCUCAAGGAUGCCAGGACCAAGCUGACCGAGCUGGAGACAGCCCUGCAGAAGGCCAAGCAGGACAUGGCCAAGCUGCUGAGGGACUACCAGGAGCUGAUGAACGUCAAGCUGGCCCUGGAUGUGGAGAUUGCAACCUACAGGACACUGCUGGAAGGGGAAGAGUGCAGGAUGUCUGGAGAGUGCCAGAGCACUGUCAACAUCUCUGUGGUGGGCGGCGGCAGCGGCUCCCUGGGCGGCGGAUUCGGCGCUGGACUCUGCCUCCCAGGAGGAUUUGGUGCUGGGAGCUGCAGAGGGAGUGGGCUUGGGGCAGGGGGAGGCUUUGGCUCUGUGGGGGGAGGCUGCAGCUCGGUGGUGGUGGGAGGGGCUGGCAGCAUCCUGAAGAAGACCUGCAGGAGGGUCUAG